AUGGCAACCUGGACGUUCAGCCCGUCCUGCUACCGCCUGCAGGACAUAGAGUACGACUGGGUGACGGCCUGGCUGAAGUGCCAGGAGCUGGGAGCACACCUGGCCAUAGAGAGGGACACGGACGAACACUUGGGGCUCUCUCAGUACCUGCAGGGGCUGGGGAGGACGGAGGAUUACUGGAUCGGCGGGAGGAAGACUCUGGACACUGCACCGCUCUCACACUCGUCCUUCCAGUGGAUAACAGAGUUCAGAGGUACACAGAACAAGUGUCAGGGCGGCUCUGAUCGGGUGAACUGCACGGAGAUGGGGGUAGGGCUGACGUGUGAGGUGCUGGGCUGCUGCUGGGACAACACCACCACCACCCCGGGACUACCCGCCUGCUACUUCCCCUACCUUGCAGUUGCCGCUAUAACCCUGGUGGUGUGCCUGCUUCUCUUCCUCCUGGGCUGCCUGCUAGCGUAUCUCAUCAGCGGCUUGGAGCCCCAUCUCCAUGUACAGGGGGAAGUCAUCCCGGGUCUGGUGAUGCACUUAGAUUACCCAGGAAGCUUUGCAUGUCCUGUCAUACAUCCGGGACAUUCUGGGAUGCUUGAAGAGUGA
This is a messenger RNA of Branchiostoma floridae (Florida lancelet), 597 nucleotides long. RefSeq lists its product as uncharacterized. The record is from RefSeq and is a predicted model, not a curated record. Bases 1 to 597 code for a protein of 198 amino acids. Lineage: Eukaryota; Metazoa; Chordata; Leptocardii; Amphioxiformes; Branchiostomatidae. The transcript is spliced from 4 exons.